AUACAGCUCUCUCGACGCUGUCGACAUCGCCACGGAACCUGCGAACUAUUUUCCGUGUAGACUGUUAGAAAAAUUCCGACGCAGACGCUACUUCAUCAUCACUCGACAUUCGAGUGCCAACUGUCUUCGGAGUAUCAUAGUCGGCAUCAGCAGCAUGGGCAGAAGGAAGAGCAACCGUAAGCCUCCCCCGAAGCGCAAGGCGAUCGUUCCUCUGGACAUACUUUUUGACUGUCCGUUUUGCAAUCACGAGAAAGCUUGUGAAGUGCUAAUGGACAAGGGUCGAAGAACUGCAAGAAUUACCUGCAGAAUCUGCUCGGAGGACUACCAGACCAGCGUCAACGCCCUCUCCGAGCCGCUCGAUGUCUACAACGAUUGGAUCGACGCCUGCGAAGCCACCAACAACUGACGCGGCGUCGUGACGCAGAGUCGUUAUGCUUCCGGUCUGGACAUUUUACUACACCCUCCCCUUCAACAAGUACACGGAAAAACUUUUGGUACCCUGGGAGCUUUAAAAAUUAUACACAUAAUUUAUUUGGAGUCCUCACGACGCGGUUUUGACUCUACGUUAUAUUAUUUUAGAAGCUCUGUACAUCCGAGAUUCUCGGAUGUACAGAGACUCCAACUUGAAAUCCUGGGGCGCCCAAUUCCCGACUGCAAGCCAUUCCCCCACCACGCGAGCGUGUUUAGGCACACGAAGAAAACGGUAGUGGGGGAAGCCUGCAUCUCGGCCCGCCUCGGCAUGCAUGCCAGAAUGGGGGCCCCAGAGAUCCAAAAGUGGAAUCUCUUAGACUCCAAGAGUUUCGGACUACCCAGAGUGCCAAAAGUUUUUCUAUGUACUUAAAUAAUACUCAACGAACUUCAUCAUGUAACCCAAAAUUUCCAAUCAUGUGACUUAAAAAUUAAUAAAGCUCAUGAAAAAUCAAUGAAAAAA
Messenger RNA from Nasonia vitripennis (jewel wasp), 931 nucleotides. Its product is annotated as transcription elongation factor 1 homolog. The record is from RefSeq and is a predicted model, not a curated record. Gene Ontology annotation, cellular component: transcription elongation factor complex. The coding region runs from base 155 to 406 and encodes 83 amino acids. The transcript has 2 exons. NCBI's taxonomy places the organism in Eukaryota, Metazoa, Arthropoda, Insecta, Hymenoptera, Pteromalidae. Gene Ontology annotation, molecular function: RNA polymerase II complex binding. Gene Ontology annotation, biological process: transcription elongation by RNA polymerase II.